This is a messenger RNA of Penicillium waksmanii, 1173 nucleotides long. RefSeq lists its product as uncharacterized. The transcript is spliced from 4 exons. The coding region runs from base 1 to 1173 and encodes 390 amino acids. Gene Ontology annotation, cellular component: endoplasmic reticulum tubular network. The record is from RefSeq and is a predicted model, not a curated record. Lineage: Eukaryota; Fungi; Ascomycota; Eurotiomycetes; Eurotiales; Aspergillaceae. Gene Ontology annotation, biological process: endoplasmic reticulum tubular network organization.
AUGGUCUCCCUGUGGCCCUGGAAGGGCGAGGAUAACUCCCCAGCCAACUUUGAGAAAACCCUGUCAACUCUGUCCACCAAGAUCGCAGAGGCCACCACUCGUCUUGACCAGCAUCGCUCCUCUGCUCGUCGCUUCAAAGCUCUCUGGACCCUCUAUUCGACCUUUGCAUAUCUCUUCUACAGCAUUGUUCUUGCUCUAGUGCUAGGAUGGGAGAGUUGGGGUGUCAAGGAGUACGCCGCCAUUGCUGGCGGACCCGUUCUGAUUUACGUGGUUCGCACCUUUGGAUCCCGCCUCUUUGAAUACCGCAUCACCAGGAUCCAGCGCCGCUUGGAUGACUACAACAAACAACGUGACGCGACGAUCGAGAAGCUGAAAGUCGCUACAAAGUACAACUCUACCCAACAACUUUUAGAAAAGUACGGCGGCGAGUCUCCCAAACAAAUACCAUCUCCAACCACCCAUGCCGGACCCGGACCUACCGAGAAACGUAACCCAGCGACUCCCUCGCAACCCGUCGCCAGAACAGUCAACAACCCCUUGCAGGACCCCCCCGGUACCGCCCCAUCCCCACCGCCAGGCUACAACCAGGAAUCGGGCCAGCAGCAGUUGCCGCCGAAUACGCCUCCCUCCCCUUCUCCUCCUUCUCCUAUUCCCCAGCCCGACGAACCAGGUUUCGCGCCGAACGCCUUCCCCAGUUCCGGUCAAUAUAUUGAACAGCCUCACUGGUAUGACCGACUUCUCGACGUUCUCCUCGGCGAGGAUGAGAUGCAGCCGCGGAAUCGCAUGGCUAUGAUCUGCGCGUCUUGUCGGUUGGUUAAUGGUCAGGCUCCACCGGGGAUCAAGACACCGGAGGAACUCGGUCGAUGGCGAUGUGGGAGCUGCGGGGCUUGGAAUGGAGUUGAGAGUGAGACUACUAAGAUGCUCUCGAGCUUGAGGCAGCGGGCGCCUGGUCAGGGAUCUUGGGAUGCCGGACGGGUUUCUAAUGAGAACAUCCCCGGGCAAACUGAGGAGGAAGACACAGAUAUUGUGCAGAAUAGCGAGGAGGAUGCGGAUCCGGCUAAGGAGGAAUCCGAGGAGGAUGAUGUCAAGGAGGAAGAAGAAGAAGAGGAAGCGGAGGAGAAGAGCGAGCCUGAGCCUGUGAGACGAUCCAAAAGGAAGGGCGGGAAGAAGUAG